Molecule: messenger RNA, 2416 nt
Organism: Sphaerulina musiva SO2202
Lineage: Eukaryota; Fungi; Ascomycota; Dothideomycetes; Mycosphaerellales; Mycosphaerellaceae
Product: glycoside hydrolase family 32 protein
Exons: 1
Coding region: 37-1983 (648 amino acids)
Biological process (GO): sucrose catabolic process
Molecular function (GO): sucrose alpha-glucosidase activity
Source: RefSeq, a predicted model, not a curated record
CGCCGUCUCCGUCAAAAAUCACUUCCAUCGACCAUCAUGCGGCCUACCACUUCUGCGGUGGCCUUCUUGGCUGCUCUGCCGUUAUGUUGUGCCUGGAGCGUACCUGCUUUAGAGAAACGCCAUUACCCAACAACACCGCAGAAUGAAUCCUGCUCGUCAAUCACCGCGGCAGAAAUCAGGUCCAUGGGCAACAACACCCUGUUCACUCGAUGGAGACCGACAAGCCACUUCCUGGCUCCAGCAGGAUGGAUGAACGAUCCAUGCGCCUUCAUGUACGAUCCUGUGCGCGAUGAGUACCACGGGUACUACCAAUCACACCCAGAGCACAUCAGCUGGGGCAAUAUCAGCUGGGGAGGCGCAAAGAGCAAAGACUUGAUUCACUGGGAGGACAUAGGUGGUUGGCAGGGCAGAGAGCCACUGUCUCUUUCACCCGGUGCCAAUGGGUCCUACGACCAGCUCGGCAUCUUUUCUGGUACUGCCCAGCCAGUCAACCUUCAAGGUGAGCAGGACGGCACGCUGCUCAUAUUCUAUACUGCAGUGAGCUACCUCCCAACGAAUUGGAGAUCGCAUUACGAGCCAGGCACGGAGACUCAGGCUCUCGCUCUGAGCCACGAUGGUGGUGAGACUUGGGAGAAGUACGAUGGGAAUCCAAUCAUCAACGCCACAACGGAAACAGCACCAAUGAACUGGAAUCUCACUGGUUUCCGGGACCCAUUCUUUGAGCCCGUUCCAGAGCUGGACGAGCUUCUUCAGGUGGAUGAGCCACAUUACUAUGCUGUGUAUGGAUCUGGAAUCAAGGGCGUUGGACCACGUAUACCUCUGUGGGCAGCUCCUGCUCGUGACCUGACCAGCUGGACCUUUCUGGGAGCCCUGUGGGAGCCAGUCGCCAACACUUCCGUUGGUCCUGUAUUAAGCACUGGUAGUUAUGGCUUCAACUUUGAGGUGUCCGGAUUCUUCCCACUCAAAGACCGUGCUGGAAAGGAUCACUGGUACGUCAACAUGGGUACCGAGGGAGGCAACGUUUCUUUCCACUCCUCUCCACAGUGGUCGCUCUGGAACGAAGGUCAUGUUGUGCGCCGUGAGAACGGCAGUGCUGAGUUCGUGCCGUUGACUGGAGGUGCUGGUGAUUGGGGUCUCGGCUAUGCUCUGACCAGCUUCAACGAUACCAAGAACAACAGACGUGUGCAGUACGCGUGGUUGAAAGAGGACAAUGUCGGCGACGGUGGCCUCUUCUCGGCCAACCAGCAAGGUUUCCAAGGCGCUCUCUCGAUUCCUCGUGAGCUCUUUGUUCAUGAAGUGGACCACGUAGUCAACACAACUGAGCUCACAGAAUCCAAGACUGCCAUUGUCGAGAACGGCACAGCUCGUACGCUCGGGGUUCGCCCACUCGACGAUGUUGUAGCAGGUCUCCGUAACGGCUCAACGUAUGCUGCCUACUCGGCAAAGACCUACAACGAGUCCACCAUUCUCAGCCAAUGUGCAACUUCGCACAUGGAGAUUAAGACCACGGUGAAGAACGCCACUGGCCCUGUUGGUCUCCGGAUUGCCGCCUCAAGCGAUAUGGAAGAGUAUACGACGAUCAUGUACGAGCCUUCGAACCACACCAUCCUCGUGGAGCGCCUCCACAGCUCCAACGUAGUGGAGUUUAACAAUGAGACCAUUACGGGCUACUUCCAGCCUUACACUCUUCUGACCACCAACCAGACGGAAAGUCUCACGUUCGACGUCUUCAUCGACGGCUCGAUUGUGGAAAUAUAUGUCAAUGAGCGUUUCGCUUUGACAGCGAGAAUCUACCCCAGUAAGAGCUGCUCCACUGGAUAUGGUGUGUAUGUUGGCAAGGGUUCGACUGCCGAGUUUGAUAUUGUUCAUGCAUGGGUUGGCACGGACAAUGCUUGGCCGCAGAGACCGGUCAAUAGCUCUAGUCAGUUGGUAUGGGAUACUGUGGAGGAGACCAACAACCGCACGUGGUGGGCCGGAAACUAGAUUCCUUCGCAAGGCGUGUGCUGUAACACGCAUACCUGGUGUGAGGGAACUGUCAAGGCAAACGUAGCGGAGGAAUGAAGCCAUGCGCUAUGAGUUACAUAUAGCCUAAAUGUAUGGCCCUGUACUACCUACUAUCAAUGGACGACUGUUGGCUGAAUAAAGUUCCACCCUCGGACGGACAUUUCUCGCUGCUGGUCGUCAGCACUGACCAGGUGCUGAUAAGUUUCCGAAUCAUCUAAUCAAAACAUACCGCCGUUAGUGAGACAACUGCUAAACUCCUCGAGCGAGAGGGCACAUGUCACAUGUCAGAGAACCCCAGAACACCACCACCACCACCACCACCACCACUAGGUACUACCUUACUCCUCAUCCUUCUACUAUUACAAGCCGCCAUUACCACUCAUCUACCAAUGACCAACCACCAACCACUUCC